Molecule: messenger RNA, 4969 nt
Organism: Seriola aureovittata
Lineage: Eukaryota; Metazoa; Chordata; Actinopteri; Carangiformes; Carangidae
Gene: srrm1
Product: serine/arginine repetitive matrix 1
Exons: 15
Coding region: 1887-4232 (781 amino acids)
Biological process (GO): mRNA processing; regulation of mRNA splicing, via spliceosome
Cellular component (GO): spliceosomal complex
Molecular function (GO): RNA binding
Source: RefSeq, a predicted model, not a curated record
GUGGACAUGACCAAAGUGAACCUGGAAGUCAUCAAACCUUGGAUUACCCAACGAGUGACAGAGAUUCUGGGAUUCGAGGAUGAUGUCGUCAUAGAGUUCAUAUUUAACCAGCUUGAGGAAAAGGCCUGAACCAAUAUGGAUGUUAUACCUUGCAUCAGAAGUAUAGCACCAACACCUAAUUAGCUCUCUCCUGAGCCCAAAGUCACUGAGCCCAACUCUCCCUUCAUGAUGCAGUGUGUGGUUUGAGGUGAGUUAUAUGCAGGGAUCACCUAUAUCAUGUCAGUGAAAGACACACCUGAACAAUGCCAUAAUCAUAUUCUCCGUAGGUACUUGCAGUGCAUCAUUAAACUGCCCAGAUCCCUUUUAAAUGUAACUGGAAUUAUAGGCUAAAAACAGUGAGGAUUUAACAAUGUGCCACAGCCUAUUGUUAAGAGUAUUGGAUCUCCUUUUUUACAUUCUUAAAAGAGUGAAGAGUAUUUUAACACCAAGCUGAAAUAGAUUGUUUAAGUGAAAGUUUCAAGUCUUUUGCACCUCUUUUGGGUGUGGUCAGAAAUGUCCUCUGUUGCACUGGUAACCAUUCCUAAAAGUGAUGCGAUGGUUGUCAUGAUCACACCCCAGGUGUAUCUGCAUCAUUGUGGCAAGUUCAGAACUUAAGCCACUGGAGGUCAGCAAAAACAAGAUCUUGAGCUGAUUUUGAGUUACACUGUAACAAGUCUGUUAAAACCUCUGACUCCACCAGCAUCUCAAGUGAGUGUGGUCAGAUGUGUAACAGACUCCUGAUUUGCAACCAUAAGUAACAAUACUUUUCAGCUUGGUGUUAAGUUACUCUUUAUGUUUUCGACUGUAACAAAGUCCUUCUUGGCAGUAGAGCUGUAAUGUGAAGCCCAACUGGUGUUAUGUAUUUCAUUUCGAACUCUAAACUGCAUGUUCUUCAUCUCAGAGGCUGUAGGCUACUUUAUUUAAAUAGACUCAUCACAGCCAUCAUAACCGAGUUAACUUUUUUUAAUUUAUUUUUUUUGAAUCAUACUGCUCCACUGAUAUGUUAAACCAUGUUGAAGCUAAGUUUAAAGGGUUCUGUUGCAUAAUGGUAAGAUUGGCUAAUUGAAUUGAGAUUACGGUAUCUCACAAUUAUUCUAUCAGUUGUUGAAAUAAAACUCCUUUUUUUGUGUAACUGUGUACUCAUUAUUGCUUGUUCGUCUCUUGCAAUUUAGAUAAAUGAUAUAACAUUAAGCUCAAGGUGGUUGAGUCUCAAGCAGUAGGGAGGCGGAAGCAAGCCAAGGGAGCUCCGUGCCCACUGAUCCCACGGGACUCACUGAAGACACCGGAACUGUACUUGCAGUGUUGGGUUUUAAUGCACUCUGUAUUGUGGCUAUUUGUUUAACUCCUGAAGUGUAGACGGAGGGGAGACUGGAAAACAGUGGGUGGGUAGGGACACAGAAAUGUAAAGUAGUGAGGAUAGCACUGAGGAAAUCAAAGUAUUGAUAUGGCAUUUUUUUUUAAUGAUAGAUUAUGUAUCUGGGAAAUAAAAAUUGGUCAUAACAGCAGUAUUGCAUGCAGUUUUUAUAUGACUAGAUAUGUCUCCCCUCAGCAAGCUUGCAUUCUCAGUUUGAGUUUGUGAGUACAAUUUAAAUCAAUCACACUUUUAUUUUGAUUGGUUAUUGAGUCCAGUAUUGGACCCAAGGACGUUAAAUAUUCUAGUCAGUAUCUAACAUGUUUUGAGUAUGGUUAACUACAUAGUCACAGGUAUAGUUUAGUGAAGAGUAGAAGGUAGGAAGCCCCAUUUGUGGGAUCCUACCUCCCUCUGAUAUUUGCCUUCAAUCAUUUCAAUUGCCAUAUGGUCUUUCUCUCCCCCCUUCGUGUGUGUGUUGCAGCAUCCGGACAGCAAGAUGAUGCAGAUCAACCUGACAGGCUUCCUGAAUGGGAAGAAUGCCCGUGAGUUCAUGAAGGACCUGUGGCCCCUGCUGUUGAGUGCCCAGGAGAACAUUGCCGGCAUCCCCUCUGCUUUUUUGGAACAGAAGAAAGAGGAAAUUAAACAGAGACAGAUUGAGCAAGAGAAGCUAGCUUCUCUUAAGAAGGUGGAUGAAGACAAGAAGGAAAAGGACAAGGAAACCAGAGAGAGGGCUCAGUCAAAGAGCCCGAGGAGGCGAAAGACAAGGUCACCAUCACCACGGCGAAGGUCACCAGUGAAGCGGGAAAGGAAACAUAGCCCCUCACGCUCCCCAAGACGCAAACCUAGCCCAGCUGGUGGCAACUCACCCCCUCCACCCCUGAUGCAGCUGCCUACAAAACCGUUAGAGCAGCUUGUGGAGCCAGAUACAUCAGGAAGAGCUCUGCCAGAACCAGUGGUCCAAGAAGCUUCUUCCACCUGUGACACAGUUGUGGAGGUGGUGAAAGCUGACUCAGUGACAGAAGUCAAAGAACCCUCCCUAGAGAAAACUCAUAAGAAAGAGGAAAGACCCAGGUCUCGGGAAAGGGAGAAGGACAGCAGGAGGGAAAGGCCUCACCACCGCUCCCGUUCUCAUUCCCGUUCUCGCAGACGUCGCUCCCGUUCUAGAUCAUACUCCCCUCGUAGAAGGCAGAGUCCCAGGAGGAGAAUGUCACCUCGUCGAAGGAGUCCCCCCAGACGUGGUCCCACCAGCUCCAGACACAGACACAGACGCUCCCCAGUCCGCAGGAGGCGUUCUCGCUCUGCUUCAUCCUCUGGCAGCAGCUCCUCAGGCUCUCGCUCACCUAAAAAAGCGAUGAAAAGAAUAUCUAGCACACCUCCCCGAAAACAGGUCCAUCAUCCAGACACCUCCAUUAGCCCUGCGGGGAAGGACAGGCGCUCACCGUCUCCACGGGCUAGAAGAGGCCGGGGUUCGGCUUCCCCACCCAGAUCAUCUGGUUUAAAGCGAAAACCAGGAGGAAGGGGUGAUUCUCCACCUGAUAAUACCAAGCCCAGACACUCUGAAGGGUCUGACUCAGAGGAGGAUAAAAAUGAGAAAGGGGCAACAGCAGAUUCGGUGCAGCAGCGACGUCAGUAUCGCAGACAGAAUCGACAGUCGUCUUCAGAUACAGGGUCUUCCUCCUCAGAAGAUGAGGGACCCAAGAGGCCGACAGCAGGGCCAGGUGCAAGGAAUGGUGAAGUCAGGAGGAGACGAAGCCGUACGCCUUCCCCACGGAGGCGACACAGGGAUCUCUCUCCAAGGAAAAGAAGAUCUCCAUCUCCUGGACGCAGACGACGCUCCCCCUCUCCCCCACGACGUCGCAGAUCUCCCUCUCCUCCUAGACGCAGGUCUCCCUCCCCACCUCCCCGUCGACGAUCUCCAUCCCCCAGACGAUAUUCUCCUCCUAUCCAGCGUCGCUACAGCCCCUCACCAUUGCCUCCACAGAAGAGGAAGAUGUCUAGCUCUCCUGCUAAACGCUCCUCUCCAGGGCCCAAGCGACGUCCCUCUAGGUCCCCCAAGCGCAGAAGUUCUCCUGCUCAAAGGAGACGCACACCUCCAUCCUCCUCAUCACCACCACCAAGACAUAGGAGGAGCCCCAUGUUGCCUUCUGGCUGGCAAAGCAGGGACACACGGUCCCCUGCUGCAGGAGCCGGCCGCCCGUCCCCAUCUCCUGUAAACCGCAGUCGCAAUCUUAGGGGUUCCACCAGUCCCCAGGGACGUUUUGAAAGCUCCUGCACAUCUCCAUCAAACCAGCGAAGACAGCAGUCCCCUUCACACAGUGGCAAACCCUUCCGCAGAGUGUCCCGCACCCCAGAGCCACGCAGCAACCAGAGACCCUUUCCAAGCCCCCAGCCUAUGAGGAGAGCAUCUUCCAGAUCAAGAUCUGUUUCUCCUCAACCAGCAGCUCAGAAACGUCCACCCCCUGCAUCUGCCUCCCCCUCACCGUCUCGCUCUGCUAGUGGGUCCCCACCACCAGCCAAAAAGGCCAGCAGCGGUUCCGGCAGUCAGUCCCCAAGCAAGAACUCAGAUGUUGACGGCAGUGGGAAGAAAAAGAAGAAGAAGAAGGAAAAGAAACACAAGAAAGAGAAGAAACAUAAGAAGCACAAGAAGCACAAGAAGGAGAAGAGUGGUGCUGCUGGUAAUGGAGAUGGGCAAGAAAACCAGGUUGUGGAGGAGGAUGGAGAUUCAAGAAAGGAAUCAGAUAGUGAAGUAGAUGACAGCUUGGACGACCUAGAGAAGCACCUAAGAGAGAAGGCCCUGCGCUCCAUGAGGAAGGCCCAGAUGUCUCCAUCACAGAUGUCCUGAAAACAAGGGGCUUUCUCACUUUUGAAUUUUCCACUCACUCUUGAUGUUUGUCAUCAACCUGGUUCAGCUUUAGAAUGUACAAAUUGUUAAUUCUUGAGUCUUUUGUUUUUCUCUUUUUACUGGUUUGGUACAUUCUGAAGAGUGCGUUGCAUUAUGAGCUUGAUUUGUCAGUUAGUGUAUUAUCUAAACUGUAAAGAAGCUUGUGUUGUCUAUCAUUUUAAAUUGUUGAGCAGGGAAACGGUUUAAGCUCGGAGGUUAGAGUUGGGCAGGUUUCAAUUAUUUUCCACAGCCUACACUAGAUUCCAUUGAGAAAUUAUUGCAUGUGCAGUGAUUGUCUCUGAUGUGCAUGAACCACUGACCUUAUGGAGUGUAGAGAAAAACCAACAUACAGUAACAUACUGUUACUACUGCCUUUUUAUUAGUGGAACCAGUGACACAGCUGUGUGCACUGUUAGAGGCCCUAACAGAAUGUCUUGUCCCACAUUGUAACUCAAUAGAGGUGUUUGGCAUUGUUUAACCUGCUGUUUUUUCUGACUUUGAAAUGAUCUUGUUUUAUGACUAAAACAGUCUGAUAUGAUACAGAGUAUGCUUUAAUUUUCCAAAUGAAUUGAUAUGCAAUUUUAUGUUGACACUCUUGCACCAAGCUAAUCUCUGUGGGACUGCUCUAUAAUUUGUAUUUAGCAACCCUGGCUCUUGUCAUCUGGUCAUCCUUUCAGAAUUAAAACCUUUUUAUAGGA